GAGCCAUGUCUUUGCUUCCCGAUGUGCGAGUCUUCAGCCCUUUUAACUCCCCCCACGGACUCCGCCAGCGAAUUCCGUCACCCGCCCCGUCCACACCUUGGUUGGGAGACUGGGAGUUAGGAAGGAGACUUCUAGAGAGUGUUCCUUUUUGUGUACUUUUGUGCUCCUUCUCCGUGAAGGGCGGUCCCUUUCCCUCAUCCCCUUUGCCAGUCCCUUUCCGUCAUGGAUCCAGCCCUCGAGCGCCGCUACAGGGAGGAAGUCCUCCACCUCCACUCCCUCUGGCACCGCGGACCUCCCCGGAACCCUAAUCCCAACCCCACCCUCCGGCCGGACACCUCCACCGCAUUCAAGAAGGAAGCCAAGAACAAGAAGAAGUCGAACUCGAAGGGGAAGAAGAAGCAUCGGCGGCAGCGGCAGCAGCAACAGGGCUCGGCAGCUGCCUCCGAUCAGCCCCCGGCCAAAGAGGUCGAAUGGCCGUGCGGUCCCACGCCGGAAAAGAAUGAUGCCUCUGCCACGUGGGCCGAUUUUGUCCCCACGCCGGCGGCCCCCCAGACCCGGCCUCCAUUCUCGGCCGAGGAGCAGGCGAGGGCCGUGGCGCAUCGGGCGCAGCAGAGGGGCCUGAAGGCCUGCAAGGACUUCUUCGCCAAGAAGGACGGCUCCGACGACGGGGAAGAGGAGGAGGAGGACUCCACGGCCGAGGAAGAGGAGGCCGGAGAGGGAGAUUUCAAGUUCUUCUUGGAGCUUUUUGAGGGCGAUGGGGAGUUGAGGGAGUAUUAUGAGAAGAACUGGGAGAAGGGAGACUUCAAAUGCUUGGUUUGUGGGGCGAUCGGGGAGAAGAAAUGGAAGAGGUUCGGAGAGUGCGUUGGGCUCAUCCAGCACUCAAACUCGAUCUCGAAGACGAGGAGGAGGGAAGCGCACCGGGCAUUUGCGAGGGCUGUGUGCAGAGUGCUUGGUUGGGACAUCAACAGACUGCCAAGCAUCGUUCUCGAUUCGGGCAAGUCUCUGGGCCAGUCCUUGGCGAAAGCUGCCAAUCCACAGGAGGAUAUGCCUAAAGAAGAUUUAUCUGCCGAAGUAGAAAAGAUUUCUAAUGAAGUUGCUGCCGAUGCUGGGACUGAUAAAGUGGAUUUGAUGGACUGUGCUGCAAAAGAAAUUGAAGCUUUGCCUGGUGAAAUUUUGCAGAACGAAGGUGAAAUUGAUGAGAAAGAAAAUGAUGAGGAGCCAAUGGAUUGCAUAGAAACAAAAAGGAUCACAGAAUUACCAAAUGAGGAUAUGCCUAAAGAAGAUUUAUCUGCCGAAGUAGAAGAGAUUUCUCAUGAAGUUGCUGCAGAUGCUGGGACUGAUAAAGUGGAUCUGAUGGACUGUGCUGCAAAAGAAAUUGAAGCUUUGCCCGGUGAAAAUUUGCAGAAAGAAGGUGAAAUUGAUGAGAAAGAAAAUGACGAGGAGCCAAUGGAUUGCAUAGAAACAAAAAGGAUCACAGAAUUACCAAAUGAAGAUGUCAUUGAGCAAAAAGAAAAGCUACCCAGGGAAAUUGAUAAUCAUGGAGAGACCAAUGAUGGAACUCAAUGAAUGAUUUCUCAAAGGUAUUUCCAUUUAUGUCAGCGAUGGAAUCAAAGCAACUAUUGCUUAGCACUUGCAUCUUUCAAAUACAGGUCGAUACAAGGGAAGAUAGUCUUUGUACAAUGUUCAUAUAAGGGGAGGUGGUCUUUGUAGAAGCAUUGGAUUUUGUGCUUCUACAACAGACUGCAUAAUGUGAUUAAUGUACUUACUGCUUUAGGAUUUUGCCAUUUUUUCUCUUUUUCUGGAUGCAGCACAUGCUUGAUUUUACCUAUGAGGUGUAAUUCAAUUUUGAGAUAAAUUUCCUAUUGUGGUGACUGCUCUUCUUGUCUCAUUAGCUAGUAAUUUGUUAUUGGCACCAGGAUUAACUUUUUCAUCAAUAUAAUGUGAAUAUUUUGUUGCC
Elaeis guineensis (African oil palm) is the source of this 1957-nucleotide messenger RNA. RefSeq lists its product as uncharacterized. The record is from RefSeq and is a predicted model, not a curated record. NCBI's taxonomy places the organism in Eukaryota, Viridiplantae, Streptophyta, Magnoliopsida, Arecales, Arecaceae.